Molecule: messenger RNA, 1480 nt
Organism: Ilyonectria robusta
Lineage: Eukaryota; Fungi; Ascomycota; Sordariomycetes; Hypocreales; Nectriaceae
Product: beta-lactamase
Exons: 1
Coding region: 131-1342 (403 amino acids)
Source: RefSeq, a predicted model, not a curated record
UGACGAUCUACAGAUACCCCGCUUGCCCUGCGUGUAACCCUACAGCUGAAGUCUUAGGGAGCGAGUGUGUCUUUGUUGAUACUUGUGGAAUGCUUUCCUCUGUAUUCGAAUAAUUCACUUACUCAUUACCAUGACUGACGACAUCGAGACUGGCUUCCAAGCAGCCAUCGACGCCGGCCGGAUCAAUGGCGCUGUCAUCUGCGCGACCGACGCCCAGGGUAAUUUCGUCUACAACAACGCCAUCGGGGAACGCACGCUGCUCUCAGGCGAGAAGAAGCCGCAGCGGAUUGAUGACGUGCUAUUCCUGGCAUCGGCCACCAAGCUGAUCGCCACCAUCGCAGCCCUGCAAUGCGUCGACGACGGCCUGUUGAGCCUCACCGGCGACCUGUCCGCGAUUGCGCCGGAGCUCGCAGCCAAGGAAGUCAUCACGGGCUUCUCCGAAGACGGGGAAACGCCGCUGCUCAACCGGGCGACGCGCCCCAUCACGCUGGAGAUGCUGCUCACGCACAGCUCCGGCGUCAGCUACGACUUCGCCAACCCGCUCAUCGGCCAGUGGCGCCAGAAGUUCGACCAGGUGCCCGAGGGCAAGCGUCGACCCGUUGAGGAGGCCUUCCGCUAUCCGCUCGGCUUCCAGCCCGGCGCGAGCUGGAUGUACGGCCCGGGGCUUGACUGGGCCGGCCGUAUGGUGGAGCGGGUUACGGGUGGUGCGCUGGGCGAGCACAUUCGGAAGCGCAUCUGCGAGCCGUUGGGCAUCACGGACGCGCAGUUCUACCCGGUUACGCGUGAAGAUCUACGCGCCCGUCUCGUCGACCUCAACCCCGAGGACCCGGACGGCGUCGGCCGCGCUGUACUCGGCGGCAACGGCGAUAUGAAUAGACGCACACUCGGCGACUUUGGCGGCCACGGCCUGUUCAUGACCGGCGCCGACUACACCAAAGUUCUACGCUCGCUGCUCGCCAACGACGGCAAGCUCCUCAAGCCGUCCACCGUCGACGACAUGUUCCAGGACCAUCUCACCGCCGAAGCCACCGCCGGACACAAGGCCGCGCUGCUCAGCCCCAUGGGCGCCUUCUUCCGCGUGGGCAUCGACCCCGGCACAAGGGCGGGCUACGGCUUGGGCGGGCUGGUGAUGCUGCAGGACGUCGACGGCUGGUACGGCGAGCGCACGCUGACUUGGGGCGGCGGCCUGACGUUUACGUGGUUUAUCGAUCGUAAGAAUGACUUGUGUGGAGUUGGCGCUGUUCAGGCGGCGCUGCCGGUGGAUGUAGAGGGCGUGGAAAUGCUGAAGCAGACGUUCCGCCGUGAUAUCUACCGCAAGUAUACUAGGUGGAAGCAGCAGUAGCGGGAGUUCAUUUAUUAUAAACUGAGCUUCACCAGCUAAUAAUGCACGUUACUCUCCGCGACGGUGACUUAAUUGGCCUUUCAUUUCCGUAGUGGCGGACUAGACAGAAACAUCCAGGAGCUCUUCAGCCAAAUGGCC